Molecule: messenger RNA, 10530 nt
Organism: Actinia tenebrosa (Australian red waratah sea anemone)
Lineage: Eukaryota; Metazoa; Cnidaria; Anthozoa; Actiniaria; Actiniidae
Product: cadherin EGF LAG seven-pass G-type receptor 2
Biological process (GO): cell surface receptor signaling pathway; homophilic cell-cell adhesion; G protein-coupled receptor signaling pathway
Cellular component (GO): plasma membrane
Molecular function (GO): G protein-coupled receptor activity; calcium ion binding
Source: RefSeq, a predicted model, not a curated record
CCGUUUGCCGACAGGAGAUCGUGAACAAACCAACAAGAACGAACAAAGUGAGUCCUUUCUUCACUCCAAAAAAGCACCAAAGAAACCUCAGAAAUUAGAUUUAUUGAAUGCCGCUUGGUAGCUACGAUGAUGGUAUAACUACCUGUGCUCAAAAAUGGUUACCCGUCGUUCGUUGAUACAAAUUCGAGUGUUCUUUUGGUGGCAACAUUGAUCUUAACAAGUAACAUCGCUUCACGAGGAUUCUUACUCUCUAAACAUGACUAUUUUGUUAAGGACUUUAAUUUAUAUCUCUUUAUCUAUCGUCGAGUGCAGAGUCUUACAUAUUUAUGGAUCAACGAACUCACAAGAGGUAAUAGCAAACUUUUCGAACUCCAAACUUACUAAUUAUUCACUAACAAUACCGCAAAGUUCCAAAGCUAAUUUAAAAUUUUUAACUUUGGAUUCUCGGACUGGUAUACUUCGAGCUGCUUGGAAACCGGACUGUUCGACGAUAAAAUACAGUCCUAUAGAAUGCUUUAUACAAGCUGUUUAUAAGAGUAACAACUCUCUAAUAACUUUGGAAUCGGUUUUAAUCUAUGUGGAUGCUGGAGACUGCUUUGUUAAGUUUAGUACGAGAAAGUUCGAAGGUUACGCAGUCGUUUCGCGCGGAGCAAAAAUUGGGACGAAAAUAUUCCCAUUGACGGCUUUAUACCGCUCAUCUUCGUCUUUGGAUCCUCGAUUUAUUCGACUUAUUGAUCAAAGAUCAAGAAACCAUUUCAGUGUUGAUGCGACUACGGGUCAUCUACUUCUACGUGAAUCUUUGAUUGGAAGACAAGAACGAGUAUUCAACAUCAUAGUUGCGUUUCCGGCAUCAGGACGACGAAUUUUUGAUCAAAAAGGCCAACCAACCCUCAUAGCAAAUCUUCAAGUUUUUGUCGAUGGAGAGAGGAGUUUUGAUCAAAAGUUGAGAAGAACCAAGCGAAGGAUCAGGAAUAAUCCGCCACAGUUUACUAGCUCUUAUUUACAAGCUAACGUACGCGAAGACUGCCCUAAAGGCACUACCGUUACUACGAUCACUGCUUCGGACCCUGAUAGUGGGAGUAAUGGAAUGGUUCGUUAUUCCAUGGCUGCUUCUCAGAAUCUCCUAAGUCAGUCCUACUUUAGUCUUAAUGCAGAUACUGGAGUUAUCACGACUACACAGACUAUUGACCGAGAGAAAAUGGGAAGGCAUUAUUUUCGAGUUACGGCUAAAGAUCAAGGUACACCUCCUCUUGAAUCUUCCACCGAUCUUACCAUCGUGGUGGAUGACAUUAACGACAACGCACCUGUCUUUGAGAAGAGUUUUUAUGCUGCAAGCAUACCAGAAGACAAGGUGAUGGGAGAUUUCGUUCUGAAUGUGAGAGCGAGGGAUGAAGAUGAAGGUAUGAAUGGUGAAGUCAGAUACAGUAUUCUAAACAAAAAGAGUAUAGAUUAUGCAUUUGAUGUAAAUGACCGGACAGGUGUCAUUACUGUGGAGAAAGAUCUCGACCGAGAGAAAACACCAACAUAUGAUCUUGUAAUCAAGGCAGAAGAUCAAGGUACUCCACCAAAGAAUGCAACUGUUAAUGUUAAAAUUACCCUAACUGACAUAAAUGACUGUUACCCACAGUUUUCCAAACAAACAUACAGAGCAACGGUCAGAGAAGAUGUCCGUCCUGGCACUCUUAUAACUACUAUAGUUGCGACAGACUGUGAUCAGGGUACCAAUGGAGAGGUGGUCUAUGAAAUUGUUAGUGGCAAUGACAUGAAUCUAUUUUCCAUUAACAAAAUUAAUGGACAGUUAAGAGUUAAAGCAAAGCUCGACUAUGAACGGGUAUCUGUCUUUUAUUUGUGGGUGAGUGCUCAGGAUAAGGGUCGACCAUUUCUGGACAACCAAACUGAGGUAGAAAUCAUCCUCCAGGAUGUCAAUGAUAAUGCACCUGAAUUCAUCUCUGAUAAUUUCAAGGUAUCUGUCUUAGAAAAUGUCAAGGUAGGACAGGUAUUCUCUCGGGUGCAGGCAAUUGACAGAGAUGAUGGCAGUAACAAAGACAUUGUGUACAGUUUAAUACGAACUGAUGUCCCAUUUGCAAUCAAUCCAGUAAAUGGAGAUGUUUCAACUACCAGCCCUUUGGAUAGAGAGACUAAUGCACAAUACCAAUUUGGUAUAAAAGCAACUGACAAAGGUAAACCAUCAAAAGAAGGAACUUCACAAAUGACUGUUACUGUCCUUGAUAUUAAUGACAAUCCACCAAAGUUUAGCAAAUCAGAAUAUCAGGCAUCCAUUUCUGAGAAGGCAACAUUUGGAUCAUCAGUGUUGCAAGUUACAGCAAAGGAUCCAGAUGCAGGGCAAACUGAUGUGACAUACUCUGUUGAUCGAUUUGCUCACCAAAGGUGCUUCCGUAUGAACUCCUUGGGUGUGAUAUCACUUGGCUGCAAGUUGGACUACAAAAAGACCAAGUUCUAUGUAUUCACUGUGCGAGCAAGUGAUGGCAUGCUUGACAGUACUGCUAUUGUAUAUAUUAAUGUCACUGAUGCCAACACUCAUGCUCCUGUCUUCAAGAGGCGGUCAUACAGGGGAAGAAUCAAAGAGAAUGCUAAAAUUGGAACCUCUGUCCUAAAAGUUGUUGCAACAGAUGAUGACACAGGAACUAAUGCUCAAAUAUCUUACUCCAUUGAAAGACCUGUGGCAGCUUUUGCAGUUGAUCCUACCACUGGUGUUAUCAAAACAACAGUGUCCCUAGACAGAGAGACAAAAGAGUCAUACCAGUUUGAAGUAACCGCAACAGACCAUGGAAGCCCCCCCUUGAAAAAGAAAGCAUAUGUUUCUAUUCGGGUGUUAGAUGUCAACGAUAAUGCUCCUAGGUUCUUAAAGAAGAAAUAUACUGCCACUAUUAAAGAAGACAUCAAGCCAGGAGAGAGAGUAACCCAAGUGAGUGCAGUUGACAUAGACUCAGGGCUUAACAAGAUGAUCCAGUAUUCUUUUGAAGUCAAUGGUGAUGGAGAUGGUGCAUUCGAGAUGGACGAAAGUCAAGGCGUCAUCAGAACACGCAAACCUCUUGAUCGAGAGACUAAAGCAGUUUAUCAGCUUACCGUGCUGGCUACAGACAAAGGAACGCCUCCUAGACAAACAUCAGCCACAGUCGAGGUUACCCUCGAAGACGUCAGAGACAGCCCUCCGAAGUUCGAAAAGCCGAGGUACGAAGUCCGAAUCAACGAAAACAUCGCACCAGGGACGUCUAUUCUACAAGUCAAAGCCAAGCCCCGGGACUUGAUUCCAGAUACACUUAUAAUCUAUAGCAUAGAUCGGAACUCGCCCAGGGGCUUUAAGAUUGAUCCCAGACAGGGAACGAUCACUACAGCUAUGGAACUCGAUUACGAGACUCAGUCCGUCUACAGACUCAUAGUUCUCGCUUCGUUGCGGCCUUUAUUCGAGCCCGUUGAAGUCAUCAUUACGCUUACUGAUAUCAACGACAACCGACCCGUCUUAGAAAACUUUUUUAUGAGCAUCAACGUCAAACAAGACGUCGUACCUCCAGAGGCCAAGUAUAGGAUCCCAGCAUACGAUCCCGAUGUCUCCGAUAAACUGGAAUUUGAUUUAACGUAUGGAAACGAACGGCAAUGGGUUCGUCUAAAUCGAACUACGGGAGAACUCUCUGUGAGUCCAACCCUUGUUAACGCCAUGAAACCUGCAGAGAUUGGAAUCCAAGUUUUCGAUGGCGCUAACUAUGCAAAUGCAAAGGGGUCCAUAAUGGUGACGUCCAUCACAACCGAAAUGCUAUCACAGAGCCUACAAGUUAAUAUUGAUGAUAUGACUGUACAAGAGUUCUUGAACAUGGCAUACGAUAGGUUAAUCAAGAGUAUAUCGAAAUUAUUAAAGUGUAGCAUGGACCAAGUGUUGCUGUUUGACAUUAAAUCAAUCAUCAUUAAAUCGACCACAAUCACCCAGGAUGAUAAAACACAGCUUACGAUCUGGAUGCUUGUGCGCAAGAAAGAUUCCAGUGGAUUGUAUAAUGGGUUUUUCGACUCUCAUUAUGUGCGCAACAUCAUUUAUUUGCACCGCAAUGUGAUAUCCAAGGAGGUCAACAUCAUCCUGAUGCCUUUUCCGGACGAUCUAUGUGGACAGAAACUUUGCAAUUCUUUACCAGACAUGCACAGGGAUUGUCUUACUUAUAGGAAGUUUAUUGGCGAUUCCACCAUCCUGAGCUCCCCAAAAGUGGUCUUCCGUACCGUGCCUGUAGAGACCACCUUCAACUGCACGUGUCCGGUUGAUUAUCGCGGCGGGAAGCUAUGUGACACACAUCUCAAUCUCUGCUACUCGAACCCAUGUGGGAACAACGGGGAGUGCAUCAGCGUGGAGAAAGGCUAUGCGUGCCUGUGUAAACCAAACAGAAGCGGUAAAAAUUGUGAAGUCAACAUGACUAGUGCCUCGUGCCCUCCCAAAGGAAACGUUAAACCCAAGAAAGGACAGCUCGGCAAAAACCCGUGUAAGAAUUCUGGACAUUGUCUUGAUGAUGGCGCUGGAGGGUUUAAGUGUGGCUGUAAAGACAAACCUACCGUUAGUACUCCAUUUUGUGAACUCAAGACCAGGAGUUUCAAGGAUGGUGAUUACCUGGCCUUUCCAGCACUCACGCAGAAGUGGAGAGUACACAUCAAGCUUCAGUUUGCAACAUUACAGUCCGACGCGGUGCUGUUAUACAAUGGUCGUUAUAACAACGAGAAUGACUUUAUUGCCUUAGAGAUAACUAAUGGCCAGGUUCGAUUCACCGUUAAUACUGGAAAAGAUGCGGCGAGUGCGGUUACUAACGUGGAAGGUGGUGUUAAUGAUGGUACUUGGCACACGGUGACAGCUGUCUUCAAGAAUCAGACUAGUAUUGUUAUCUUGGAUGACUGUGAGUUGGGUAUAGCUGUUCAGUUUGGUAACCAAGAGGGCUCGUACAGUUGCGCUGCAGCAAAACGACUCGACAUCAAAAAGACGUCAAGGUUCUUCGACCUGACAGGGCCCUUAUUGCUAGGGGGGCUCUCACCUGCAUUCUCCCAAUACCCAAUCGCCAACAAGUAUUACACAGGCUGCCUUAGGGAACUUUAUAUUGACUAUCAUUUACUGGACCUCGCCGAGCCUCAGUUCGCAAAUGGCAGCAAAGCCGACUGUGCUGCAAAGAAGGAUUUCUGUAGCAACUCCCCAUGUAAACGUGGCAACUGCACUAAUACGCUAGGUACUUAUUUCUGCAAGUGUCCUGAAGACUAUGGUGGUAAAAACUGCGAGAUAGUUUUAAAGAACAAGAUGCGAUUCACUGGCGAUAGUCUUGUUGUCAAAGACUUUAGAACAUCCGCCAUUAAGUUGCCAUGGAAACAGUCCCUUUACUUCAGAACCAGAAAAGCACGUGGUUUUCUAAUCGAGACCCGCUAUAGAACAAGCAGUGGAAUCCUUAAGAUUUCUGGAGGCAAACUCACAUAUCAGUACGACAAAAAAUUAACCAUAACAAUGCCUGAACUGAUAGUAGACGAUGGGGCGUGGCAUCACGUGCAAAUCACAUGGUUACCAGGUCUUGUCAAGCUGACCGCCGAUUAUAUGUACGAAGCAUCAUCCAAAAGCAGUGGGAUUCAAUUGGAGUUUACUUCACAGAUACUGAUUGGAGCAAAACAGGCCAAAAAUGUCUCACAGUCGAACAUCAGUAAACCAUUUACAGGCUGCAUAACAGGUAUAUUCGUUGAUGGCUCACAACUAGACUUCAAUGGUGCUAAGAAGCGCAACGUGUAUGAUGGCUGUAAAUUGCCCUCUCAUUGUCAAUCAAGUCCUUGUUCAGGGGAAAGUACAUGUGUGGAAGGAUGGGACAAUUACAAGUGUCUGUGUAAGCCAGGCUAUGUGGGUAAACAGUGCAAAAAUGUGUGUAGCUUCAAACCAUGUCAAUACGGCACAUGUGUGAAAGACAAGUCAUCUGCUAAAGGAUUCAAAUGUUUAUGUCCAAGGGAAUAUACUGGUGAAUAUUGUGAGACACGAAUGGAAACGCCAUGUCGGGACAAGUUCUUUGGUACUUCAAGUAUUGGUCUUUGUGGACCRUGUAACUGUCCAGUAGGAAGAAACUUCAACCCUGUGUGCAACAAGACUACUGGGGAAUGCUACUGCAAUCCCAACCAUUACCGUAAAGUGGAAGGUAUUGGCUUGAGUAAUCAGUGUUACAAAUGUAACUGCGAAUCUAUUGGUAGCUUGAGCCAGCAGUGUAAUGUUCGUUGGGGUCAGUGCCCUUGCCUCAAAGGUACUACCACGGGUGCUAAGGUUAUUGGAAGACGCUGUGACCUGUGUGAAGACAAGCAAAGUGAAGUCACAAAAUACAAGGGCUGCGUAGUUAUCAACACAUCGUGUCCACGAUCAAUGUCUGAAGAUAUGUGGUGGAAGAGAGGCACCUUUAACAUGUUAGCAAGGCAAAAAUGUCCUUUCGGUGCUUCAGGCACUGCUACUCGAUACUGUGACCAAGACAAAGGAUGGGGAAAAACCAACCUAAUGGAUUGCGUAUCAAACUCCUUCCUCAAUCUACGGCGAACGCUUAAAAAUCUCGAUAAGAAAGAGCUUUUAUGGUCACCAGAAAUAGCAAUGGAACUUGUCCGUGAUCUAGACCUUUCGAUCAUUCUAGCCACGCGAUUGUACCCUAAAGAUAUAGAAAUCGCUCUGAGGACCAUCACUGUGCUGUUCAACUAUGAAAGUCAACAGAACGCGAGCACUCUUGUCUCAGCGAAAAACCACCAGUUCGCCCAGAUUUUAUUCCAGGCUGCGAGCAUGUUGUUUAAUUCUGACAACGCAGAAGUUUGGAAUGUCGUACAACGAAAUUCUGCAGGCACAGCUGACUUGAUGCUUAAGAUGGAGAACUUCAGUGGUACGCUUGCUAAUAACCUAGCACACCUAAAAAGAGGCCGCUACAGACGAAGCACAGGCAGUAUAAUACCUCCUUACACAGUACUUACGCCUAACAUAUUGAUGGAGCUGGAUCCAGUCAUGAUAAAGAAUUUUGAAACCACGUUGUUUCCACCCAGUCAAACUACCUUCGCAGCUUACUCUAAAGAUUGGUCGAUUGUUAGUACCAGAGUCAUGUUGCCAAGUACUCUCUUUACAGCACCAGGACAUAAAGUAUUGGAACGAAAUGCUGCUGUUGGUUACAUGGUCAUUCGUAACAUUGGGGACCUUUUGCCGAAGUCCUUUGAUGCUAAAAUCAGCGACAGUAAAUACAAUGUGGAAGUGAACUCAGAUGUAGUAUCCGUCAGAAUGCCAGGCAUGGAAGAUGUGCAGUUGGUGGAUCCAAUAAAGAUAACUUUCUUAAACCGACACGUGAAUCGUUCUGAGUACAUCUGUGUGUUUUGGAAUUACUCAGUGCCUAACACUAGAGGAGGUGGCUGGUCAACCAAUGGCUGUAGAAGAGUUGCUGUUAACUGGACUCACACGACCUGCGCCUGUUAUCACAUGACUUCGUUUGCUGUACUCUCAGACCUUAAUCUUGAGUACCCUCCACAAGUGGCUUUUGCUAUGCGUAUCGUUACUUACAUUGGCAUCGCUGUUUGUAUUGCUAUUCUAUUGGUUGCCUUUAUCUCCUUCAUGUGCCUGAGGGGACUAAAGAAGAGUAACGCCAAUGACAUUCACAAGAAUCUAGUGGCCUCAAUAGUUCUUGCCGAGGUCGUGUUUUUGGCUGGCAUAAAUCGUACCGAAGAUGAGAUGGCGUGUCGUAUCAUAGCAAUCUUGCUUCACUAUUUCUUCUCUACCGUUUUCACGUGGAUGUUAGUAGAAGGCGUUCAUAUGUAUAGAAGACUUAGUGAAAAGAGAAACGUCGAUAUCGGAAGGAUGAACUUUUACUACUUCCUUGGGUGGGGAUGUCCUGCCAUUGUUGUGGGUAUAUCUGCUGGACUCUCUACAGACGGCUAUGGCAGUAAGCACUUUUGUUGGAUGUCAACAGAUGGUGCCUUAAUAUGGACAUUUACUAUUCCUGUCAUGAUUGUAGUCGCAAUAAAUACUGUGGUGUUCCUGAUGGCAGUCUACAUGUCGAUGAACCGAAGCAAGAAGAAGCGACGUCGACGUCACUCGUACAGCCCACACGGGCAUGAUGAGUACAGUUUAAAGGCUGGCCUGAGAGCUUCAGCUAUCCUCCUGCCCUUACUGGGCGUGUCUCUUGUAUUUGCCAUACUUAUGGUUAACAGGGAUCUCGAGCUGUUUCAUUAUUCAUUCGCUGCUCUCACCUGCUUCCAGGGACUUUUCAUCUUCUUGUUUUACUGUCUGUUCGAUAAAAAGGUGCGCAAAGAGUUUAAAAACGCAUAUAUUCGCUGGAAGACCGGAGACAAGAGCUACGGAAUACCAAAACCAAUACAACACUUUAAACGUUCUUAUCAUCCUGGGGAAAUAAAACCAGUACGUUCACCUUAUCAUUAUGAUGACGAUGAUGGCGGCAACACCAGUACCUCAGAACCUUCCAGCAGUAUGCCCAGUAGUACAGUAGGUACUAGUAGACCUACCAGUGAAGCGUAUAGUACUGCUACUGGCAUGUCAAUACCAGAGGACAGCAGUGUUCGAAGUGCAGGAGACGGACUUACAGGAACAGAUGUAGAGUUGGAAGAAUUUAUAUCCAAAUCAAAGGCAAGAUACUACCCUGACAACCCUGAACUAGAAAAAGCAAGAAAAAUGUGGGAAACGCCAGAAAAGUCAGGACAUAGUACUACAAAUCCUGAGUCUUCAUCCGAUGAAGAAAACCGUAACCCAUCGCCUGUUAUAUUAACUGAUUCAUCAGAGUCGUCUGGUGAUGAACAAACUCCAAACGGAGGGGAAAAUGCUCUUUUGAAGAAGAGACAGAAAGGCGCUACAUUAUAUGCAUCAGACGGUCCUAUGCACAGUACACCAAUGGAUACAACACCUGAAGAAGAGCCUGAGAAGAAGAAAUCCUUAGGAGACACAGACUCAUCCGAUACAGACGAGGAAGACAAAGCCUUAGAUAAACCCCAUAAAGUGGGCCCUAAAUUCACCAGUAUACCAGAAAUCAUCCCGGAAAUAGGUGCCUCGGGAUCCGCUGCCACUACGACCUCAGACACGCCCUCUGAAGCACCAAUCGAAAAGAAGCCUCUCAAAUCAGCCUUAAAAAAGCCAAAGGCUGGUACUUAUAAUGCUAUUCCAUUGACGGAGAGCCCCAUAACAAAUCCAGAUGAGACAACCCCAGAAAAGACUUAUACUGAAAGAUCUCCUGAAGGCUCUUUGAUCGAUCAUAGCGACAAACCAAGGUCACAGUCCAGUGACCACAAAGGAAAGAAAAAAAGAGGAAGAAAACACAAGCACGGGAGUGGGCGUGACAGGAAAUUAUUUGUUAAAUUCAAGGGAGAUAGGAAUUCAAUGCAAAUGUCCGAACCCAGCGAGUUCAUUUAAGAGAAAUGUCCAACGAACCUGCUUAACCUAUUUGACCGGAUUAACAGGAUUGUUGAUCAUCCGAGCACCAGCUGCCUUCCAAGACGAUACGUUAUUUAUAAUGCCCAUUGAAGAUGACUGGAAAAAGGGAAAAUGAAAAACUGAAGUCGUUAGAUUUUGUUAGGAGGUAGCUGGCUAACGAAUAGUAGUCGUCGUAGGAUAAGUUAAAUUGCAAUGAAUAAAGAGCAAUAAUGUAAAGACAGGUUUUUAAAACCAAGGUGUGUAUAUGAAACUUCAAGUGAAUAGUUAGCAACGCAAUUAGGCGCUUUGUAAUAUUUUAUACGCAUUUUUCUACCAUCCAUUUCAGAAUGUGAUGCUUAUUAUGACUUGUAGAUAGGAUUUUAUUUUUACUUCAUUUUACUAUAUGAAAUCAAUAGUUUUAGUGGAAGCCAGCUGUAGUUUUAGUAAGAUACGAUAUUUUGGAUACGAUGUAUAUUAAUUAUUAAUUAGCGGAACUUUUUAUUUUCAGUUUAGUAAAUGUUUUAUUCUCGAAAAUCAAAUGGUCACUCAUUUUGCAUUUUGAACGAUACACUUUUUAGUUUGUUUUUGGUUUGCGUUAAUUUGUUUUGCUUGAUUUGCGAGUUCUUCUUGUGGAUUCCAUUAAGUGGAUCUGUUCGAAGACGUCCACCUUGAAAAAAUAAAAAUAUCAUAAGGGCUCUAUCCCAUCCUCUCAUCCUUUUUUCCCUCUUAUUUCCCUUCCCUCCCACUUUCCUUUUUAUUUUUCUUCUGUUUUAUCGAAGUGCCACCCACAUCGAUCUAAGGAUGAGUUUUCCAUUAAUUUUCCUAACAGUUAUUAAUUAAGAUAUUUUUAUUGUCGUUCUAAACACUUUAAAAAAGUAUAGAUAGCCAACUCGAUGAUCUUUAAAACGCCCGUCGGCAAACUGCAAAAGUGACCAUUUGUAAGUAUUAUUCAUCAAAAAGGCUCCACCUCAAGUUCUAUUUCAAGGAUGUAAUAUCUUCAGCUGUAGUUUUAUUCAACUUUUUUUUUAUUUAUAUAGCUAGAUUCAUUUCGAUUCAUUUGUAAGUAGAAACAAUGUAUAUUUCGUGCUUUUUAGGCCAAAUAUAUUUCAAUUAAAGACAAAGUUUAUAUUUGAUUACAACAAUAA